Papaver somniferum (opium poppy) is the source of this 1791-nucleotide messenger RNA. RefSeq lists its product as uncharacterized. The transcript has a single exon. The record is from RefSeq and is a predicted model, not a curated record. Lineage: Eukaryota; Viridiplantae; Streptophyta; Magnoliopsida; Ranunculales; Papaveraceae. Gene Ontology annotation, molecular function: RNA-DNA hybrid ribonuclease activity; nucleic acid binding. Bases 1 to 1791 code for a protein of 596 amino acids.
AUGAGAAAAUACGACAUGAAGGUAAACCCAGAGAAAUGUACCUUUGGUGCCACAUCAGGGAAUUUCCUUAGAUACCUAGUGACGAAGAGGGGCAUCGAGGUCGAUCCUGCUAAAAUCCAAGCAAUCGUGGAAAUGCCAUCCCCAAGAAAUUUGAAAGAAGUUCAUAAACUCAACGGAUCCGUAGCGGCACUAGGAAGAUUCAUCGCCAGGUCAUCGGACAAAUGCAAACACUUUUUCAACAUUCUCAAAAAAGGAACCAAAUUUCCAUGGACCGCAGAGUGUGAAGAAGCCUUCAAAAAGAUUAAAGAAUAUCUGGCAACGAUCUCGAUCCUCCACAAGCCUGAUCCCAAUGAGGUGUUGGCUCUUUAUAUAGCAGCUACCGAAGAUGCAGUCAGCGCAGUACUGGUCAAAAACAACACAAAGGUUGAACAACUGAUCUAUUAUGUCAGUAAGACUCUCAAUGCGUCAGAAAGGAACUACACGAAGAUUGAACAAAUCAUACUGGCAUUACUUUGGGCAACCCAGAAGUUGAGAACUUACUUCCUGACUCAUUAUGUUCGUAUACCAUGCAAAGCACCACUAGAAGUUGUUCUUAAAAAUGCCGGAAAAGUAGGAAGAAUAACAAAAUGGAACACACAAUUGGAGCAAUUCAACAUCAUCCACGAUAUCCAAACUGCACAAAAGUCAAAAGUCUUGGCAGAUUUCUUGGCAGACUUACCUUUGGAUAACGACAAAGAAGUGAAGGAUAUACCAAGAGUUGAGGAAGAUGGAAAGGAUCUGAAGGAUGUACUCGAUCCCUCAAACCAAAGAAGAUGGGAAGUCUUCGUCGAUGGAUCCAGAAAUAAGGAAGGUGCAGGCAUAGGGAUCGUAAUCACGACACCCACCGGGGACAGAAUAGUGCACGCACUAAGGUUGGAAUUUGAGCGGUACACCAACAACAUUGUGAAAUACGAAGCCCUGGUACAUGCUCUUCGAUUGAUUAUGGAAAUGGGAAUGACCGACGUACGCCUAACAAGCGACUCACAGCUGGUCAUUCGACAAAUAGAAUUGGAAUACAAUACUUAUGACGAGACUCUAUCAGCAUACAUGGCUUUAGUUCAAACUCUAGCUUCACAAAUACCAAACAUCAAAUUCCGACACCUAUGCAGGAAAGACCUACGUCAUGCCGACGCCUUGUCCUACAUAUCAUCGAUGCUGAAGGACAAGAAUGUGAAGUCCAUCAAGAUAGCAAGAGUACAUGAACCUUCGGUCAUCCCACAGCAGACCGUCUCCACGACUAAUCGUGAAGACGAUGUAGAGGAGGACAUUGCCGAAGAUGAUGUAGGGGAAAAUAUCGCCGAUGACUUCACCGAAGAUGAUAUUUUUUCAAGAGCCAACGAAGAUGAAGAUUUCAGUAACGAAGAAGACUGGAGAACCGAAGUCCAUCUUUAUCUCAAAACAGGAACGCUGCCCUCAGAUGUCAAGCAGGCUCGUAAAGUACAAUCAAAGGCAGGGAGAUAUGAGCUUCGAGAAAAAGGCCAUCGUAUCCUAAAGGACAUUCAUUACGGAGAUGCAGGCAACCACAGCGGCAUGAGAUCCUUAGCUGACAAGGACAAGAUGCAGGGGUACUACUGGCCACACAUGAUACGAGAUGCCGCACGAAUGGCUACAAGGUUCGAAGAAUGCCAACGUUUCUCCAAGAAGAUCCAUGCACCAGCGACCAAUCUCAAUUCAGUAGGAAGCCCUUGGCCUUUCGCAAAAUGGGGAAUUGACAUCGUCGGACCUUUCAUUACCGGCACAGGCAAAAGAUAA